This is a messenger RNA of Mytilinidion resinicola, 1368 nucleotides long. RefSeq lists its product as uncharacterized. The transcript has 2 exons. Lineage: Eukaryota; Fungi; Ascomycota; Dothideomycetes; Mytilinidiales; Mytilinidiaceae. The record is from RefSeq and is a predicted model, not a curated record. Bases 1 to 1368 code for a protein of 455 amino acids.
AUGACCACCGUCGCUGCCCCCCCGCUCACCGCGCCGCUCGCGCCGCCGCAGAUGGACCAGAUGGCCAGCCAGCGCACAUAUGCUGCCAUUGCGCCCUUGGCCACCUCGACGCCCAGCAAGUCGAGAACACAGGCCGACAAUGUUUCUCCCACCUCCAGCAACGGCUCAUCGCACCCGCGAGGAGACGGGAAACGCUCGCCUAACUCAUCAAGAGGGCCGCAUGCACCCAAGAUCUUCGUGAAGAAAGAGCCCCCCUCCUCCCCCGAACUCCCCAUUUCCCGCCACCGACCGCCGCGCUUAACUCUCUCCGGUAAUACCACUCUCAACACCUCCGGCGCCCUCACCGCACGCCCAUCCGCACCCCUCACCUCCAAGGACAGCGCCGGCCUCGGAAUGCACGAAGUCGGCCUGGCCUGUCUCUCCCCCGGGUUCCAUACCCAGGACCCCACCAUGCGGGAGCAGCUGCAGCGGAGCAUUGAGAUGCGGGAUCGCCAACGACAGAUAAUCGAGCAACGACAGAAGGGCCAAGGGAAGGGUGGCAACGACAGCGAAGGCCUUCGACAGGACGCCAACCCGUUCCGCAAUGGCAUGAAGACGCCCACAUCCUGGCGGCGAAAGGGCCCUCCACCGGGCCUCUCCAUCGCCCCACCGUCCCACAACCAGUUUGCCAACGAACGUGUCAUCCAGUCUGCGCCCCUCAACCAAUCCUUCACUGGUCUGCGCAACGGCCUGCACCCGCCUUCACGGCAGGUUGCCAACCAACCCUCCAACCUCUCCCACACGUCACAUAUCCACCAUGUUGCCGCCACACAGACGAACAAUCGCCUACCACCCAUUUCCUCUGUCUUUCCCGGCGAGCCCCUCGGCGAGCCCCGCAACAUCUAUAACCACAGUCCCGGCCACUCCUCGCACUCGAAUAUCCAGCCGCCGCUACCAUCACCCGGCUUCCCGCACCAGAACAGCCCAGCUCCCACUUCUGGCCGACCCCGCGAGUACAAGUCGGCCGAAGAAGCAGUCCAGUCCAUGUCUGGUGGCCGCGAAGACCUUCUUCCGCGGAUCGUUCACUAUGGCGGCCAUCAACCACCCACGCCGCCUUCCCCAAUGCCGCCAAAGUCGGCUCACCCAAGCAUGCAGCACAGCAUGCAGCACGGCCUCGGCAUGUCCGGCAUGGAUCUACACCGCAGCGGUAGCGGGAGGAGAAGAGGGCGUGACGAGUACGAACGAGACAUGGGAACACCACCCCUCGGUCGUCAAGAGGCAAAGAGGGGUCCGUUUGGCGAACCACGGGACACACCCGAGGAGAACAGGAGAAAGAAGGAGGAAUUCAUCAGCCUAUGCGCGAGAGCUUGGGACCUUUUCCACUCAUGA